GCUUGUCGUCUGAAGUCUGAAGAAAUGGUGUGGAGCCGGCAGCGGGGUGUUCCGCUCGAAGCGGAAUUCGUCAUGCACGAGCUAAGCCACUGCCACAUGGAGUAGGCACGCUUGAUCGACACUCUCACUUCGCUUGCUCCAUCUAGCAUACCGCUACCAACCAUCAGCGCGGUGUCCUCCUUAUCCAUCAACCACCUCAGCACAAUCUACACCUACCGCGAAGAUGAGUUGGACGGGGUUCAAGAAGGCGGCGUCCAGAGCCGGGACGCAGGUGAUGAUGAAGACGGGUCACGUCGAGAAGACUACAGACCGAGAAUACGAAGUUGAAGAGCGACGGUACCGAACACUUGAGAGCGCCAGUUUGCGAUUACAGAAAGAAGCAAAAGGCUACCUAGACUCGCUCCGUGCCAUGACCGCGAGCCAGAUGCGGAUAGCAGAAACCAUUGACGCUUUCUACGGUGAAGCCGGUGCGAAAGAUGGUGUGUCCCGGAGUUACAAGCAGGCGGUCGAAGAUCUAGAUGCCGAGACUAUCAAGGCGCUUGAUGGACCUUACAGAACAACCGUACUGGAACCCAUUAACCGCUUUUGCGCGUACUUCCCAGACAUCAAUGAAUGCAUAAAAAAGCGCAACCACAAAAUGCUUGACUACGACGCCAUGCGCUCGAAAGUGAAACGGCUCGUCGAGAAGCCAGACAAAGAUCCGGCUAAGCUCCCACGCACGGAGAAGGAGACUGAAAUGCUUGCUCCUCCAUCCCACACCCCAGCAUUUCUCAGCACAAACAGCUUACCACUCCGGCCGAACCGGCACGACGAGGACACGACACCACCUACUCCCAAGCGCCGCAAACCAAGCCUCAGCCAUAGCCCAAGCAUGGUCGCCGACAUUUUUAAGCUUCACAAAGCCAGUCGUGGAGGACUCGCGCGGACGCCCUUCUUCCACCCUUCGGAGCUGGAACAGCUCAUGCAGCCGUUGAGGCAAGCGUAUGUCGAGAGUCAGGCUGACGAGCUUGUGCAGGCGAAAGCCGCGUAUGAACAGUUGAACGAGCAGUUAACGAAUGAGAUUCCGCAAUUGAUUGAUCUACGGUAAGCUCUCACAUCACAAAGAGUGGAGACUUGGACAGAUCUUUGACGAAGUCUAAUCAGGGUACCAUACCUUGACCCCUCGUUUGAGGCGCUGGUAAAGAUCCAGUUGCGAUUUUGUGCGGAAGCGUAUAGUCGCAUGGCGCAGGUUCAGCAGUACGUUGCAUCCCAGCUUCUCAACCUUCUGCGCCGUCUUCAGGCGGUCAU
Molecule: messenger RNA, 1287 nt
Organism: Baudoinia panamericana UAMH 10762
Lineage: Eukaryota; Fungi; Ascomycota; Dothideomycetes; Mycosphaerellales; Teratosphaeriaceae
Exons: 6
Coding region: 224-1087 (287 amino acids)
Biological process (GO): plasma membrane tubulation; endocytosis; actin cortical patch localization
Cellular component (GO): actin cortical patch; medial cortex; mating projection tip
Molecular function (GO): lipid binding; protein binding
Source: RefSeq, a predicted model, not a curated record